Dioszegia hungarica is the source of this 1356-nucleotide messenger RNA. RefSeq lists its product as uncharacterized. Gene Ontology annotation, cellular component: SAM complex; ERMES complex. Bases 1 to 1356 code for a protein of 451 amino acids. The transcript has 7 exons. Gene Ontology annotation, biological process: phospholipid transport; protein insertion into mitochondrial outer membrane; mitochondrial outer membrane translocase complex assembly. NCBI's taxonomy places the organism in Eukaryota, Fungi, Basidiomycota, Tremellomycetes, Tremellales, Bulleribasidiaceae. The record is from RefSeq and is a predicted model, not a curated record.
AUGCUGCCCUUCAGCACGCUCAUACUCCGCAGCUACUAUCAGGCGAUUGGAUGGAACGAAGACAACUCGUACUCGCAGCUGACGAGGAGCUCGAGCGGUAAUGACUUUCAGCUGCCUCAAUCUCUCAUACUGCAACUGGCAAACUCUCCAACACCCAUCUUCUUCACCUCUUAUGCCCUCGACGCGCUACCGCAGCUCAAUGGGUCCUUGAGCUACAUUACGACUUCAGAAGCGCUUAGAGACAUCGGGCCUUCUCGCAACCUGCCAUUCAAGCAUGUCGUCGACCGAUUCAGGAUAUACCCACUACCACAUAGACCGCCGCCGAAAGAUGAGCUCUGGCUCGGCGGAAGACGGGUCGAAGGAAGGGACUACCUACUCUAUUCCCGCCUCCACUUCCCCUCCCUCCACCUUUCCGGCCUAGCCACCAGCCGCCUCACUCCGACCCUUCAAUUGCACCUAGCCUUCCUCUCACAUCCCCAGCCGCCGUCGGCCCGCCCGUCCUCCCCGUCCGGUCCGUCCCAUUCCCGACAGCCAUCCGAGACUUCCACAGCAACCACCGCGUCGCGUCCGCCUCCACCUGGGAAUAUCAUACUAUCUCUACAACACGACACGGGUCGGCAUGCGUCCGAGUACACUUACAGUGUCCAGGAUGGGAUGUUUGGGUGGAGGGGAUUGUGGAACUUUGGUUGGAAAGGGAUGUCGGAGGGCGUUUCCGGACCGGGAGCGGUGGGGAAGCCAUCUUUGGCGGAAGUGGCGGUUCAGGGGGCCGGGAGGGAGGAUGGAGAGACAAUGGAUGGAGGUCUGAAGGGGCGAUUCUCGGCUGGAGCCGAAGUUUACUUUUCUGCCAUGCAGCGGAGUUUCGGUAUCUCGACCGGACUUCGCUUCUCGACCCUGCCCACCCCUUCCUCCGGAUCCCAUCACCCCCUCAGCCCACCGACUACACUCACCCUCCUCUACAACCCGCUCAUGGGGUUCGUAUCCACUGCCUACUCCGCCCAGAUCUCGCCCACCAUCGCCCUUUCGUCCAGAUAUGGUGUCAAUGUCUAUUCGUACGAGAGCGACCUGAGUAUCGGCGGGGAAUGGUGGAUCGGCCGACGAAGAGGGAAACGAGUCGAAAGCGGCACCACUCCCGGCUUAUCUGCGGCGGUGGACCCGCAACCGAUGGAAUCGACGAGGGAUACGGCGGAAGAUCGGGAUGGAAUACUAAAGGCUAAGAUCUCUGGGAACUGGUCAAUAUCGCUUUUGUACGAGGCGCGUAUCCGGAACUGCCUGGUAUCUAUAGGCGUCAUCUCGGAUCUUGUCAGUCGGCAGAAACCUAUUCGGAGUGUAGGGGUGGAAGUACAGUACUUUUCUUGA